Molecule: messenger RNA, 1448 nt
Organism: Klebsormidium nitens
Lineage: Eukaryota; Viridiplantae; Streptophyta; Klebsormidiophyceae; Klebsormidiales; Klebsormidiaceae
Source: the annotation of a GenBank genome assembly
AAAGCAGAACACACCACCACCCAGAGCGCCAUGUCCGAUACAAGCAGCUUGGAGAAGGCUUUGGAGACCGUGAACAAGCUGAUUGAUCGCCUUCAAGCCCGGCCUUCCAAGUCUCCUGCGAUGGCAUCCUCAGGUGAUGGCCAUGAAGGGGCGGCGGCGCUGCGAGAGGACGCGCCGAGGCCGUCAGGCGCCUCAACGCCCACGAAGCUAAAUGCAGACGCCCCGUCCUUUGUACCUCAGGCCCAAACUCUUGCUCAGGUUGCUGCGGCCUCCCCUUCAGGCGGCCUGACCGUGCUGAAGCCGGCGACAAGUGACGCUCCUGCGAUUGUGGGGCCCCCUGUCCCCCCUGGCGGGGUUUCAGACAAGGCGCAUGCAGACCCGUCUACGCACGUGCAUCCUGCUGGCACUCCGGACCCAAGCGCUGAGCCAGGCCCAUCCUCUAGCCUCUCCCCCGGAGAUGAGCAAAACUUCUCCAAGGCGUGGCUCCAAGUCGGGCGCGUCACGGAGAUCGAGGACCACCCCAACUCCGAAAAGCUCAUAGUGGUCAAGGUCGAGAUUGCGCCGGGGGAGAUGCGCCAAGUGGUUGCGGGGCUGAAGAAGCACGUGAAGAAGGAGGACCUGCUGCUGAAACUGGUGGUUUUGAUCCUAAAUCUGAAGCCGGCCAAGCUGGGUGGGGUGGCUAGCGAGGCGAUGAUUCUGGCGGGGGAGGGGCCGCUGGCUGCGGGGACGGACGAGAAGGAUGACCAGCGGAAAGUGAAGGUACUGGAGCCUGCAGUGUCGUCGUCCAUCGGGGAUCGCGUAUUCCUAGAGGGGGGUGUUCCGAGUGACAGUCCGGACAAGAAGUUGAGUUCGAAAGUAUGGGAGAAAAUGGUUCCUCUGUUGACGAUCAGAGGCGGGCACGCACAUUUCGCUGGCAAGCCUCUCGUAACGUCAUCAGGCCCCGUUUUCGUCGAGGAGCUACCCGAUGGUUCUACAAUUCAUUGAUUGUCGAUUUGCCUGGGUACUCAGUGACCAAGAGACGACCUGCUGUCGUACAAAUAAGAUCGGAAUGAAUCAGUAGCCUGUGUACAUACAUCUGCUCGAAAUUUUGAAAUUGCGGUUUAGACAUGCUUCGGAAGAAUUGUAGUUAGGCAGUUUUGCGGUCCUUCGAUACUGAUGUUUGAGUUGAGCUUAGUUACAGAACGUUGACAAGGGCGCCUCUAGGGAAGGGGUGGUCGACCAAUGCAAAGCGAAGCAAGAUACUUUAUAAGCUGCUUACUGGGUAGUCUCAACGGCGCGUCCUUCAAUGGUGUGUGUAUGAUAUCAAGGGGACAAUCCGAGGCUUCCUUUCGAUGAACAGGGUGCCUCAGUGUGCUCAUGAGAUCUGGAAGGGUGAUCCCAAGCUUGCGUUUCAUAGUGAUUUUUGUUUUUCCGGAUCGUUGCAAACAGUAAUUUUGCAUGUGUAGAAG